UUCUGAAGAGAACAUAGAGUCAACCGGAAGUCGCUUGGCGUAGUUUACUAACUCCGUGGGUAAAACGGCUAUGGUCGCUGCUCGUCUGGCCCUGCAGCUCUGCUCUCUAUCCGCUUCCCCGACCCACUGAACACGAGUUGCCGGGCUGAGGAGUCGCUGAGCUGGGAGCCGGCGGCCAGGCGACGCGCGUUUCCCGGUAGUUCGCGCGGGCCGACGCCCGGCCUCGCCGUGCGGGGACGCGCUGAAGGCGGAAGACUGCGCAUCAGCAGUAGCGGGAUGCUACACGGCUACCGCGGCUAGCCCGCCGCAGACCUGCUGCGAGUUGCCCGGAGGGACCGCCGUCUGAGCAGCGAGGGAGCUCCGCGGUCCUCUGGUGGCUGAGGGGAGCGGCAGAGGAGCUCUGAGCCCGCAGGGAGACACGUCCACGGAAGACCGUUACCACCAUGGCGAGCAGGAGGAAGACGACCACGCCCUGCAUGCGCGCUCCGCAGGAGGUGGUGGCAGAGGACUCUGACCAGGAGAUGCAGGAGGAGGAGGAGGAGGAGCUCGGGGGAGAGGAGGAGGAGGAGGAGCUGGAGGAGGAGCUGGGGGGCGGCGAGGUGAUGGAGCCCGACCUGGACCCGGCGGAGGGUGGGUUCGAGUGCAAGUACUGCCCCUUCCGGACGUCGGAGGUGAAGCAGUUCACCCAGCACGUGGACCAGCAGCACCCCCAGGUCGUGCUGAACGCCUCCUACGUCUGCCUGGACUGUGACUUCCACACCAAGAGGUACGACGCCCUCCUGGAGCACAACGUGCGGCAGCACCCCGGGGAGGAGCACUUCAGGAGGAGCAUGCUGCGCCGCCACAACCACACCGUGUUCCAGCAGAGCGCGGGGGGGCUGGGGGCGGGGCCGGAGGGGGCGGGGCCGGAGGGGCACGGGGCGUGCCGCGGCAGCAUUGCCCUCAGCAAGACGCCCAUCAUGCGGGCGCACCGACGCCGCCACACGCCCAAGAAGUUCCCGGCCGCCCGGCCGGCCGACGACGUCAUCAAGGUGGAGAGCGACGAGGAGGAGGAGGAGGAGGAAGAGGAGGAGGAGGAGGACAGGGAGAACAUGGAGCCCCCGCGCCUCUCCCCGGCCCCCCCGCCGCCCCCGCCGCCGCCCCGCCUGGUGACGGCCACGCCCCUGCAGCUGCAGCACGGGCUGGGCGGCGUGCUGCAGAUCAAGGCGGGCGUGGGGGGCGGGGUGCUGCCCCCGGGGACCCUGGCCCAGGUGCUGUCCGCCCUGCAGAGCCAGCAGGGCGGCGGCGGGGGCGGGGGGCACAGCCAGCUGCUCAUCCCCCUCAGCAGCAUCCCCACCUACAACGCCAGCAUGGACAACAACGUGCUGCUGCUCAGCGCCUACAACAGGUUCCCCUACCCCAGUGUGUGUGAGAUCGUGGGCCUGUCCUCCCAGACCCGGUUCAGCGAGGAGCAGAUCAAGGUCUGGUUCUCCGCCCAGCGCCUCAAGCACGGAGUGAGCUGGACCCCCGAGGAGGUGGAGGAGGCGCGGAGGAAGAAGUUCAACGGCACGGUGCAGGGGGCGGGGCACCAGACCAUCACGGUGAUCCCGGCGGCCAAUGGGCUGCAGUCGCUGUUCCAGACCUGCCAGCUGGUGGGGCCCCCCGGGCUGCUGCUCACCCAGGCCCCCAUCACCCUCGCCGUGGCCCAGCAGCCCCCGGCCGCCGACGCCCCCGCAGAGCCCAAGAGGCAGGCCUCCCCGCCGGGCGGGGCCCCGGGCCCCGGGGCCGACCCCCUGGGGGCCAAGCCCAAGAAGUCCAAGGAGCAGCUGGCAGAGCUGAAGGCCAGCUACGGCCGCCGGCAGUUCGCCACGGAGGCGGAGAUCGCACGGCUGAUGCGCGUCACGGGCCUCACCAAGCGCGCCAUCAAGAAGUGGUUCAGCGACACGCGCUACAACCAGCGCAACGCCAAGGAGCACCAGGGGGCGGUGCCGGGCGAGGCCCCGCCCCCCGACGGCCCCCCCGGGGAGCCCGCGCCCGGCGAGGGCGGGGCGGGCGGCGGUGGCAGCGCCCGGGCGGACGCGCCGACGGUGGCGGCGGCCGGCGGCGUCCCCGCGGUGACCAUCGUCAUCGACUCCAGCGACGACGCCAGCGACGGCUCGCCCGCCUCCGGCCCGGCGGCUAGCGACCCGCGCGUCAAGUUCCGCCACGCCUUCCCCGACUUCACGCCGCAGCGCUUCAAGGAGAAGACGGCGGAGCAGCGCCUGGCGCUGGAGGCCAGCUUCCUGACCUCGCGCACGCCGUCGGACGAGGAGCUGAGCCGCCUGCGGGCGCACACCAAGCUGACGCGGCGCGAGGUGGACGCCUGGUUCACGGAGCGCCGCAAGGCCCUGGAGCCCGACGCCGACCCCGAGGGGCCCCCGCCCGGGGCCGCCUCCUCCUCCGGCCGGGCCACGCCCCCCGCCGCCCGGAAGGUGCUGAAGAAGACCCCGGAGCAGCUGCACAUCCUGAAGACGGCGUUCGUGCGCUCGCAGUGGCCGACCACGGAGGACUACGACGCCAUGGCGACGGAGAGCGGCCUGCCGCGGAGCUACAUCGUCAACUGGUUCGGAGACACGCGCUACGCCUGGAAGAACAGCAACCUCAAGUGGUUCUACCUGUACCAGAGCGGAAAGGUGGAGGAGGCUCUGAAUGGGGGUCCAGUGAAGACCCAGAAGAAGUCUCGGAAGCGGUUCCGGGGUUGGUCCCGUAGAACCCGCCGCCCGUACCCCUGUAGACGCUCGCCCCAGCCCAGGCCCGCCCCCGUCAAGCAGGGCGAGGCGGUGCUGCGGGACCACUACCUGCUGUACGGCGGCCUGGAGGAGCAGCAGCUGGACGAGCUGGCCAGCCGCUCGGCGCUGGGCUACCAGGCGGUCCGCGACUGGUUCGCUGAGGCCGGGCGCCUCGCCGAGCAGGGUCUCGCGCCCUUCAGCCCCGCCCCCGAGACACAGGCCCAGGGCAAGGACCAGGACAUGGAGCCGGGAGCCCAGGGAGAGGAGGAGGAGGACGAGGAGGAGGAGGAGGAGGGAGAGGAGGAGGAGGAGGAGCAGGAGGAGGAGCAGGAAGGGGGCCGGGGGGAGGAGGAGGAGGGAAUGGAAGAGGAGGAGGAGGAGGAGGAGGGACGGGGGGAGAAGGUGGAGGAAAAGGAGGCGCAACGGGGGGAAGAGCAGGUGGAGGAGGAGCAGGAUGCAGCAGCACCAAUGGGAGAAGAGAAAGGAGCAGCAGAACCAAUAGAAGGAGAGAAAGGAGCAGCGGAACCAAUAGAAGGAGAGAAAGGAGCAGCGGAACCAAUGGAAGAAGAGAAAGGAGCGGCAGAGCCAAUAGAGGAAGAGAAAGGAGCGGCAGAACCAAUAGAGGAAGAGAAAGGAGCAGCAGAACCAAUAGAGGAAGAGAAAGGAGCAGCAGAGCCAAUAGAGGAAGAGAAAGGAGCGGCAGAACCAAUGGAAGAAGAGAAAGGAGCAGCAGAACCAAUGGAAGAAGAGAAAGGAGCGGCGAAACCAAUAGAGGAAGAGAAGGGGGCGGGAAAUUCUGAAGAAGUCAGCCAAUCACAGCCUCCGGAGAAGCAGGAGGAGACGUGAUGAUGAUGAUGAUGAUGAUGGUGUGGGGGGGCGGGGGGGGGUAAAGUAACAGCAUUUUUGGAUUACAAACAUUCAGGGGAAAAAGGUGUCAGGGGAACCCCCACAGGAAGUCACGGCGCUUCACAACAGGAAGUCACGGCGCUUCCCAACAGGAAGUCACUGCGCUUCCCAACAGGAAGUCACUGCGCUUCUCAACAGGAAGUCACUGCGCUUCUCAACAGGAAGUCACUGCGCUUCUCAACAGGAAGUCACUGCGCUUCUCAACAGGAAGUCACUGCAGCUUUUUCUGGUUACGUGUUAACUGCCAAAAUCAGGGGUUUUAAGUUUAUACAAAGAACUGAGGAAAACAUGCUCUCAAGGGAAGACGGUCUAAUAAAUCAUAUUCAUUAGACCGUACUGUAUCAUAUAGGUUAGUCUGAUAUACAUUAGACCAUACUAUAUCAUAUAGGUUAGUCUAUAUCAUAUAGGUUAGUCUGAUAUACAUUAGACCAUACUAUAUCAUAUAGAUUAGUCUAUAUCAUAUAGGUUAGUCUGAUAUACAUUAGACCAUACUAUAUCAUAUAGGUUAGUCUAUAUCAUAUUGGUUAGUCUGAUAUACAUUAGACCAUGCUAUAUCAUAUAGGUUAGUCUAUAUCAUAUAGGUUAGUCUGAUAUACAUUAGACCAUACUAUAUCAUAUAGGUUAGUCUAUAUCAUAUAGGUUAGUCUGAUAUACAUUAGACCAUACUAUAUCAUAUAGAUUAGUCUAUAUCAUAUAGGUUAGUCUGAUAUACAUUAGACCAUACUAUCAUAUAGGUUAGUCUAUAUCAUAUAGGUAAGUCUGAUAUACAUUAGACCAUACUAUAUCAUAUAGGUUAGUCUAUAUCAUAUAGGUUAGUCUGAUAUACAUUAGACCAUACUAUAUCAUAUAGGUUAGUCUAUAUCAUAUAGGUUAGUCUGAUAUACAUUAGACCAUACUAUCAUAUAGGUUAGUCUAAUAUAAAUUAGACGAAACUAUAUCAGAUAUAUCUAUAUUUAUAUCUAUAUAUAUCAUAUAAUAAUGUGUGUGUAUAUAUGUAUGUAUACAUAUGUUAACUUAUAUGUAUACAUUUGUGUAUGUAUAUACACACACAUGUGUAUACAUAUGUGUGUAUGUGUACAUAUGUAAUUAUUGUGUAUAUAUAUAUAUAUAUAUGUAUAUAACUGUGUAUGUAUCCCUCCGGUGGUCCAGGCUCCUCCUCUGACCUCUGACCUUGACCUGGUUUUGUCUACUUGAGACUUUUAAACUAAACGGCCUUGUGUGUGUUUUUACUUUUCUAUGUUUGAGUGGUUUGUAAAUCCCUAGUGGAGGAACCGGGGUUCCUCUACCUGGUCCCGGGGGGGGCCCUGGGGGGGGCUCCACACCACACCACACCAGCCCCGUGUGGACACGUAGCCACGAUGGACUGUUGCUCAAUUAUGCUCUCAUCCGCAACACCAGGCUUUCCCACACCUGCCAAAUAAAGGGCCGGCCAGGCUCGGGGGGCCGGACCCUGGUUCCGGACCCCGAGGGUGCUGACCCCUGCCCCACCAGUCGCCCCCGACGACCACAGAGCUGUGGGAGGGGGGGGAGGGGCCCAGCACGGUCUUCGGGGACAAGCUCCGCCCUCACAGGAAGUACAGACCCAUGUGUCGGAGGUUGGGUGAUGCAGCGCCGUCGUAUUCAGGGUCAGACUCCUCCCCCCGCCGCCGCCCAGAGCUGGUUAGACCUUUAUACCGGGUCGGGGGGCUCCGGGACCAGGACCAAGGGCUUCAGGGACCAGGACCCGGGGCCCCAGGGUCCAGGACUCUGACCGGUCUGAGGGGGGACCCGGGCCGGGCCUCAGGGCGGACCUCCACCUGCGCUUCACUUCAAACGUCGGUGCCAAGGAGCUCAGGGCCUCUGAGCCUCAGGGCCUCUGAGCCUCAGGGCCUCUGCUCAGGAGCCGAACCUUCAACUUAUUUAUUACGGUUGGACUCUUUAUCGAUUUAUUUCUUUUGUUUUGUCUAAGUGAAGGAAUAAAGAUUUUUAAACCAAG
Molecule: messenger RNA, 5628 nt
Organism: Gadus morhua (Atlantic cod)
Lineage: Eukaryota; Metazoa; Chordata; Actinopteri; Gadiformes; Gadidae
Product: zinc fingers and homeoboxes protein 1
Exons: 7
Coding region: 444-3593 (1049 amino acids)
Biological process (GO): regulation of transcription by RNA polymerase II
Cellular component (GO): nucleus
Molecular function (GO): DNA-binding transcription factor activity, RNA polymerase II-specific; DNA binding
Source: RefSeq, a predicted model, not a curated record